AUGGAGCAGGCCUGCGAAGUGAGCCGCCGCAGCUGCCUCGUCCCCUUCGGCACGUCGCUGGCGGCCGCCGAGGCCAAGGGCGGCCCCUUCGGCGAGGGCCGCGGCCCCGAGCCGCCCGCCAUGCAGCUGGCCGCCGCCAAGCCCGUCUACGGCCAGGACCCCUCGUCCUGCUACAUCCCGCUGCGCCGGCUGCAGGACCUGGCCUCCAUGAUCAACGCCGAGUACCUCGGCGGCGCCGCCGACGGCGCUGAGGCCCUGCCCGACCCCGGCUCGCCGCCCCCCCGUCUCCCCGCGGCGCAGGACCCGGCGGCCGGCGCCGACGGACCCGGCCCGGCGGCCGACGCGCCCCGCGGGGCCCUGGCCUUCCCCCGGCUCCUGCGGGACGGCGGGGAGGCGGCGGAGGAGGAGGAGGGCGCCGAGACGCCGGAGGAGGAGGAGGACGACGAGGAGGAGGAGGAGGAGGAGGCGGCGGCGGACGGGGAGGAGGAGGAGGCGGCAGCCGAGCCCGGCUCGCGGAGCCGCGGCCCCGGGCCGCAGCAGGGCCCCGCCAGCCCGUCUCCGCCCCGCUUGCAGCCGGCCGAGCCGGUGCCGACGACGGUGCCGGACGGCGGCCCCGGGGAGAAGCCGGAGCCUACCGCCGCGGCGGCGGCGGCCCUGCAGCUUAUCCGAGCCAAGAAGAAACCUACUCCAGUGAAGUAUGAAGUUGGGGAUCUUGUUUGGGCCAAGUUCAACAGACGCCCAUGGUGGCCAUGCACAAUUUGUCAUGACCCAGUGCUGGACUGUCACUCAAAAAUGAAAGUUUCCAAUCGGAGACCGUACCGAGAGUACUAUGUGGAUGCCUUAGGAGAACCUUCAGAGAAAACCUGGGUUGCUGGGAAAGCUAUUGUCCUCUUUGAAGGAAGACAUCAGUUUGAAGAGCUGCCUGUUCUUCGGAGAAGAGGAAAGCAAAAGGAAAAAGGCUACAAACAUAAGGUUCCUCAAAGAUUUAUGGCUAAAUGGGAAGUCAGUGUUGGACAGGCAGAAGACAUUCUUCUCGGGGGGCCAGAGGAUCAAAAGUGCAGCCAGAACUCCAGCGAGCUGGACAGUGAGAAGGAAGUGCAGCUGGAAUACUAUGCCAAUGGCCCUGGAGCAGAAAGGGACAGGCAGCUGAAUGGCUGUUUUAAAUCCUUGGCGUUUGACUCCAGACACCCAGCCAGUGAAAAAGGAAAAUUGCACAUUAAGCCACAUGUGAAAAAAAGCUCUGACAGCAGAAAAAGGACUAGAGUAAAAAAGAGUGGCGCGAGAGGGGAAGCAUCUAGGGGAGAAAUCAAAGAAAAAACGCCAGAGAGCAUAGUUAGAAACAUGAUUGUUGGGGACCUACCAGAUAAACACGCAUCUCAUGAACUUCGCCGGAUUGCCAGCAGCCUAACAGCAUCCAGUAGCACCAGGGGAAACCAUUUGCUUUCCUCCUUUGGAGAAAGACGUUUUGAAAAGACACCUUUGAAACUGGGCUAUGAGAAUCGUAAAAGCGAUGCUCUGAAGAACACCCUCCAAGGGGAUUUGUUUUCCAGUGCGUCUUUGGAGAGAGAGAAGAGCUCCCUGGGCAUUUUGUGCAGUUCCAAAUUACAAAUACACUAUUCUGCGUCUGAUGGUGGUAUUGAGAAGAAGCAAACUGAAUCAGAUUCAUCCUCUUCCCUCUCAGAUGGUGGGAACAGUGAUGUAGAUACCAUGGACCAAAGUUCAGAGAGAGCCUCUAGUGCUCUUGAAGUUAGUGAUUCUUCAGAUAAAGUGGAGAAGGAAUUUCCUAUGACGUCAAGUGGAAACAUUAAGCUUUCCAUGUAUCUUUCUCAGAAGAGCAACAGAAGGGCCAGGAAGAAGUCAUACAGAGAUCGCAAACCUCUGGGAGGUUCAGUAACCAGCAGACUUGAUGCUGAAUUUGCAGAUGGGGAGCUUGAAGUAGGCUUCUCUGAUGCUGAGAUGUCAUUGACGGCUCUUGAGCGCUCUUCAGAUGUGAGAAAUGACAAUCUUUCCCUAGCAAACAAGCACACUACUCCCCAAAGUGUUUCCAAGGACAGCUCCUGGCCUGCUGUUGCAAAUCAAGCAAUCUUAAAACCGAAAAGCAUGAAAUUGUCCCGAAUCAGGAGUAUAAAAUGCAAACAUAAAGAAAAAGUUGCUGGGUUGCAGCGUUCUCUUGCAAAAGAGGAGGGUGGCACAAAUCGCUGCUCUUCUGAUACCAAAGGUUUCUCUGGCCUUCAGAGAAGCGGAAAAGUUGAUGGUCAGAAACUGUUAAACAACAUGCAUGAGAAACCCAGGGAUUCUGCCGAAAUAGAAACGGCUGUGGUGAAACACGUCUUGUCAGAGCUGAAGGAGCUGUCUUAUCGGUCCAUGAAUGAUGAUGCUAGUGACUCUGGCGCUCCAAAGGCCACAGUACCUUUACUUUUCUCUUCUGCCUCUGGUCACGGUCGUUUGCCUAUUGAGCCAGAUUACAAAUUCAGCACCUUGUUAAUGAUGUUGAAGGAUAUGCAUGACAGUAAGACAAAAGAGCAGCAACUGAUGACUGGUCAAAAUAUGGUCCCAUUUCGAAAUACCAGCACAGCUGAUGGUUCUGGAAGCAAUUCUGCAAGUGGUCUGAAGUCCUUGUCUAUUGUAGGUCCCCCAUAUAAAAUAGAAAAAAAUGGAGAUUCUGUCCAGGAAACGGUAAAUCCAAACUCCGCUAUAAGCAACUCUUCAUUUUCACGCAAUCCUCCAACCAAGUUGACGGGGAUUGGUACUAGUAAAAGGGAGCCCACAAGUACUGCUGUUUCUGGGACAAAUGGCACAAAUUGUGUGCCCAAACGCAACUGUUCAAAAUCUAAGCAGUCAUCAAAGCUUGGAGAUAAAACAUUUUCAAACAGAAAGGACUUAAAACCAGGAGGGCCAAGUAAGUUGCUAAGUCGGUUAUCCAGAGAUUCAGGAGAACAUGCAUUCCGCGUUCAUGGUUCGGUUACCAGUCCUCUAGGUAAUGAAGCAGAAGAUACUGAGAGGAAAGAGUCUGUUGAUUUAACAGAACAUUCAACUGAUGAAGACUCUGCCUGUUUAUCUGAUGACAAUUUAGGUCGUAUUGGAAGGAGACCUGAAGCUGGUAGAAAUAUUGAGAGCUGCACUUCUGCUGAAAACGGGGAGAGUCCAGACUUGGAUUCAGAGGCAAAUAGUGAGAGCUCUCUUGGUGAUGAGUCUAAUGAUAUAAAUCACGUAGCACCCAAAAAGCGAUGGCAGCGUUUUAACCAAAGCAGUGCUAGAUCUAAUAAGAACAUCGGUAGAUCUAGGGAACAAGGAAGCUUGGAGAGUGCCUUUGGCCUGAAUUCCCGUGGCUUUUCACUGAAGGGAAAUGAGUGCUUGGGACGUAGGCAUUCCCCUCAUUCAAAGGUGCUUGAGGGAGACCUGGCAGAUCAGGACUAUGAGAAUCAUUUAGACUUAGUUGAGAAACGUUUGAAUGUAUGUGGUAAGCCAAACAACAGUGUGAUGGACUCAGAAACAGAGCUUGGCAACUUUGCUCCCCAGUCUGAAUUCUCUGCACAAGUACAUUCAGAGAGGAAACGCCUUAGAAAGCCAAGUAAACGGCUUCUGGAAUAUGCAGAAGAAUAUGAUCACUUAUUUGCACCCAAGAAAAAAUCAAAGAAGGGCCAGGAGCAAUUGCUAAAGGUGAAUUCUGUGGUGAGGUCUGAAUUUGAAGGAGGUCUUCCUGCACAAUGCAGUCCUGACAGAAGUACCCAGCGGGGGCCGAGUCCUUUGGUUUCAACUCCGUCUUCAACCAAAGAGUCUCCUCCCAUCCUUGAAGCAGAGUGCUCCUUCUCAGAACUAGGGUCCCAUUCCACUGAUCAACUUCUAGAAGGACCUUCAGAUUUUCCAGAGCUGGUGCUGUCUUCCUCAGAUGUUUCUGAAGUUUCUGCUUCUCCAGAUGCAGAAGAGAGAUUCCUGAAAUCAGGAAACUUCGAAAGCAAGCGUCAAAGGAAGCCCACUAAAAAGCUCUUGGAAUCCAAUGAUUUGGACACUGCCUUUAUGCCAAAGAAGGAGGAGUGGACUCCCCCAAAGAAGGGCACUGGCCCUUCGGAGAGCGACAGCUCUGAGCUCUACUCACCAGCCCACUUCUCGGACCUGGGAGAAGCUUCUGAAAAGCUCUUGGAGAAGCAGCGGAAGCGGAAGAGACAGCGCCAUCCCUCUGCUGCAAUGCAUUCCAAGAAGGAGAGAAAUGAGGAGGGGCUGGGGGAGACCCCACACUCUGAGGGGGAAACAUCGGUUCACGGGACUGCUGCAAGCCCCAAAGAGGGUAAUGAAGAGGGGUCAGAGAAUGACCAUGGAGUGCCUUCGUCCAAAAAGAUGCAGGGAGAGCGUGGAGGAGGAGCAGCUCUCAAGGAGAAUGUGUGUCAGAUCUGCGAGAAGCCAGGGGAGUUGUUGCUGUGUGAGGCGCAGUGCUGUGGUGCUUUCCAUCUGCAGUGCCUUGGGCUCUCUGAGAUGCCAAAGGGCAAAUUCAUCUGCAAUGAGUGUUCCACAGGGGUCCAUACCUGCUUUGUGUGCAAGAGCUGCGGGGAAGAUGUAAAACGGUGCUUGCUGCCCCUCUGUGGGAAGUAUUACCAUGAAGCGUGCAUACAAAAGUAUCCGCCCACGGUCAUGCAGAACAAGGGCUUCCGAUGCUCCCUGCACAUAUGCAUGACUUGUCAUGCUGCUAACCCAGCAAACAUCUCUGCAUCUAAAGGUCGCUUGAUGCGCUGCGUGCGGUGUCCAGUUGCGUACCACUCCAACGACUUCUGCCUCGCUGCUGGGUCUGUGGUCCUCGCCUCCAACAGCAUCAUCUGCCCCAAUCACUUCACUGCACGGAGGGGCUGCCGCAACCAUGAGCACGUCAACGUCAGCUGGUGCUUUGUCUGCUCAGAAGGGGGCAGCCUUUUAUGCUGUGAGUCGUGCCCGGCUGCGUUUCACCGUGAGUGUCUAAACAUUGAGAUGCCAGAGGGAAGCUGGUAUUGUAAUGAUUGCAAGGCAGGCAAAAAGCCACACUACAAGGAAGUAGUCUGGGUGAAAGUUGGGCGCUACAGGUGGUGGCCAGCUGAGAUUUGCCAUCCUAGGACAAUUCCUGUCAACAUCCAGAAAAUGAAACAUGACAUCGGUGAGUUCCCUGUGCUGUUCUUCGGCUCCAAGGAUUACCUGUGGACACACCAGGCCCGUGUGUUCCCUUACAUGGAAGGUGAUGUCAGCAGCAAAGACAAGAUGGGGAAGGGCGUGGAUGGCAUAUACAAGAAAGCUCUUCAGGAAGCUGCAGUAAGAUUUGAAGAGUUGAAGGCACAGAAAGAACUGAGACAGCUUCAGGAAGACAAAAAGAACGACAAGAAACCUCCUCCCUACAAACACAUCAAGGUGAACCGGCCAGUGGGUAAGGUGCAGAUCUUCACUGCAGACCUGUCCGAGAUACCACGUUGCAACUGCAAACCAACAGAUGAAAACCCAUGCGGCCUGGACUCGGAAUGCAUCAAUCGCAUGUUGCUCUAUGAAUGCCACCCCAUGGUCUGCCCUGCUGGGGAGCGCUGCCAGAACCAGUGCUUCUCCAAGCGGCAGUAUCCCGAGGUACAAAUUUUCCGCACGCUGGCACGAGGCUGGGGCUUGCAAGCCAAAACAGACAUCAGAAAGGGCGAAUUUGUUAAUGAGUACGUUGGGGAGCUAAUUGAUGAAGAGGAGUGCCGAGCCCGAAUCCGCUAUGCUCAGGAGCACGACAUCACCAAUUUCUACAUGUUGACACUGGAUAAGGAUCGAAUCAUUGAUGCUGGGCCAAAGGGCAAUUACGCUCGGUUCAUGAACCAUUGCUGCCAGCCAAACUGUGAGACUCAGAAAUGGUGUGUGAAUGGUGAUACUCGGGUCGGUCUCUUCGCAAUUGUAAAUAUCAAAGCUGGGACUGAGCUGACUUUCAACUACAACCUGGAGUGUUUGGGAAAUGGAAAGACCGUUUGUAAAUGUGGUGCCCCAAAUUGCAGUGGCUUCCUAGGAGUACGGCCAAAGAGCCAACCCAGCCUCACCGAGGAAAAGUCCAAGAAGCUAAAGAGACGGCCGCAGAUGAAGCGCAGGUCGCAGGCGGAGGUGAUGAAGGAGCGAGAGGACGAGUGUUUCAGCUGUGGGGACGGAGGGCAGCUAGUUUCUUGUAAGAAGCCAGGCUGCCCCAAGGUGUACCACGCAGACUGCCUCAACCUGACUAAGAGACCUGCAGGAAAAUGGGAGUGCCCGUGGCAUCAGUGUGAUAUGUGUGGUAAGGAAGCAGCUUCCUUCUGCGAGAUGUGCCCCAGGUCCUUCUGCAAGCAGCACCGGGAAGGCAUGCUCUUCAUCUCCAAGCUGGAUGGACGUUUAUGCUGCACAGAGCACGAUCCCUGUGGGCCUAACCCUCUAGAGCCGGGAGAAAUUCGUGAGUAUGUGCCUCCCAUAGGAGCCCUGGCUAACGGCGAGGACACCCAGCCACCAGAGCAGCCACCUGCCGACACAGACCUGAGCGUUCAGCCUCUGGACAGCCUACCUCAGUCUGUGGCCCUCAGACUGCAGUCACCAGAAAAGCCCCCCGCUACCCUAGCGCUGAGGCUGCCGCCGUCAGACAAGCCCCCCACCACCCUAGCCCUGAGGUUGCAGCCGUCAAACAAGCCCCCCACCACCCUGGCCCUCAGGCUGCCUCCACCAGACAAACCACCCGCCACCCUGGCGCUGAGACUGCCACCGUCAAAUAAACCCCCCACCACCUUGUCACUGAGGCUGAAGCCAUCCAACAAACCCCCCACCACCCUCUCGCUCCGGCUGCAGCCUUCAGACAAACCUCCCACCACCCUGUCGCUCCGCCUGCAGCCGUCGGACAGGCCCCAGGCUGCCCUGUCCCUAAGGCUGCAGUCAGAGAAGCAACCCAUCAUCGUAGCGCUGAGGCCUCAGCAGCCUGACAAACCUCCCACCAACGCGGUGCUGUGGCCACUGGAUGAGUCCUCCAGUGAUGCCUCACAGCCUCAUCUGCCGAGCAAAUCUCCUCCAGGAACUCCACAGUCGUCGGACGAGUCGCUUGUUGCUGCUGGUACCCUGCAGCUCCAGCUGUCGGAUGAGCCUCCUGCUGCCCCUGGGGUUUUGGGGUUAUCGGACAAUUCUCUCAUUAACACCAGGACCCAGCAGCCUGAGCUGCUGGAUGAGUUCCCAACGAAAUGCCUGCAUCCUCAACUGUCGGACAGACUUCUCGCCACGGCGGGGACUCUGCAGUCCCAGCCGGUGGAUGAGCCUCCUGCGGCCGAUCUGCCUCAGCCGUUGGACAGAGCUUCUGCCCAGAGUCCGCAGCUUCGGUCUGUGGAAAAGGCUCCCAGCUCCGUGGUGCUGCAGGUCCCAGCAUCGGAGAUGGCUCCCAGUCCCGGGGUGCUGUGGCCUCUGCCCAUUGAAAAAGUCCACAGCUCCCUGGUCUCACGGAUCCUGCCCAUGGAGAAGGCUCCUGGAUCGGCUGUGCCACGGCCCCCGCCUCCAGAGAAGGCUUCCUUCUCCGGGGCAGUGCGGGUCCCAGCCACGGAGAACACUCCCAGCUCUGGGGUGCCCCGUUCCCUGCCCCUGGAGAAGGCUCCUGCCUCGGGGAUGCCACGGAUCCUGCCCACAGAGAAGGCUCCCAGCUUAGGGGUGCCGCGGCCGCUGCCUCUGGAGAAGGCUCCUGGCUCUCGGUCACCGCAUGUCCUGCCCAUGGAGAAGGCUCUCGGCUCGGGGGCCCUGCGAAUCCCGCUCACACAGAAGGUGCUUGCCCCCGGGGUGCUGCGGCCCCUGCCUCCAGAGAAGGCUGCCGACUCUGGGGCCCUGCGGGUCCUGCCUCCGGAGAAGGCUCUCAGCUCCGGGGUGGCUCGGCCUCAGCUCUUGGAGAGGCCUCUCACUCUUACAGCCCCGUGGCCUCAGGCGUCAGACAAGCUGGCUGCUGCCGUGGCUCCUCGGCCUCAAGCCUUGGACAAGCCUCUGGCUGCAUCAGCUCCGAGGCUGUUGCUGUCAGAGAAGGCGCUGCGGCCUGUCGACCAGAACGCUCAGCCAAAGGAGAGAGGAGCCCUGGCCGUGGAACUGAGUCCCCAGCAGAAAGAGAGGACCAUGUUAGCUGGCGAGCAAAUCUCUUGGUCUGCUGGGAAGGUGGUGACGCAUGUCGGACAGGUACCUUGGCCUACGGAGAAACUACAGACGCAUGAGCAAACCCACUGGCCCACUGCAAAAGCCCUGACGCCUGCAGAGCAGCCUCCCCGGACAGCAGAGAAACUACCGGAGCCAACCCUUCAACCCAGCUGGGAAGUGGCCUCAGCCCCCGCAGAGCAAACCCCUUGGACAUCAGAGAGAUUGCGUGCAUUUGAGCAGACCCCUCGGCCAGCCAGGGAAGCACCAGUGCCCCCGGAGCAGAUGCAGUGGCUUGUCACGAACAUUCAGACAAUUGACCAGAUUUCUUGGCUGAGUGGAAAAGCACAGACUCCUCGGGGGCAGGACCCUUUGCCUGAACAAAACACAGCGCUAGCCCGUAACCAGGAUUCUGUCUGUCGUGAGUUGGCCGACUCAGAGCCAAAGUGAGGUUGGUGAAUAUGGGAGGCAGGUUUCAGUCUUUUAAUGUUUAGGGAGGGGGAUCUUUGUUUUGUUUUUUUUAUUCACUUCCCUGAGCCCAGCCCCUAACCCAUGCACAUCCCAUCCAUAUUCUCUUGUGACAUGAGCAAGGACAUUCUCUUAAGUCUGAGUGUGGCCCAGCCGAAGGGAGAGAGCAUCCAUGACCUUUUCCUCUUCCUUUUACAAAUGGUAAAGCUGAAAUAAAGAGUCCACUCUGGGUAAAAAUCUCCAAUUCCAUUGAAAUGGUCACAUUACUGAUCCAGCGUGUUCGAGCGCCAGGUCUGAUUCAUAGGCGGGUUCCCAGGUACAGCUAGGGGCCUUGCUUUUAUUACUGUAUUUAGAGGAAGCAGAUCAGUCAGGCUGCCCUGGGACUGGAGACGUUUCGGGGAUCAGGCAGUGAGCAGUCAUGUGUACGCCCUUGCUGGACUCUGUAGAAGCAGGGAAGGGGUUUAUCUGUCAUCUGCCCAAGUCUCUGUCCGUGCAGGGUGUUGCUUUGCGAGGUUUGUCCGUAUGUUCACUGGGACAUGCUGCAUGCGUGGUUCACUGAAGGACAGCUAUCGUCUCCAGCUGAGCUGGGAGAGGAGCCUGCUGCACUCGCUCAGUGCAGUUUUCUCCAGCAAUAGACAAUAUCCAUUCAGGCUCCUCUGUACAAAGCUGCGACUGGCCAGGCCUGAGAAACGGGGAAUCUGAAGGAGGUCAGGGAAAAGAGAGGUCUUGGAAGAAGCCAUCUGGCAGUACUUUCAUUCUUGUGUCUUAAUCCUUUAGCACAGGACACGUGGAGUGUUUCCUGCACUUGAAAACAUUGUGACCUAUAAAGCAGCAAUAGCAGAGUAGGGCAGAGUGGGUUUCCCCAAGGUGCUGAGCACUGCCCUGGCACGGUGGUGGUGCUCCCUUUCAAAUUUCCAUCCAGUCUCUUCUUGACUUCUGUCGUCACCGUGAGCCAGCAGACUGAGCAGUCUUUUCUCCCCUUGCCUCAGAGACAUGUUCAGGACGUGUUUGCAUCAUACCUGGUCUUCCCAGCAGCAGGACACACUGCCGAGCUGCAAGUGAAGCCUGUACCGUUUGCUACACAGCGCGGAGGCAAGGGUGCCGUAGCUGUAUUGGGACCCAUCUCAACACCUUCCCCUUGGGUAGCUUCUGGCUUAACUCUUCUACAACCAAAGGAGACUUGAAUUAACUGGACUGUGUUGGUGUGCGUGUGUGUGUGUGCGCGUGUGUGUCCUUCCAACUGAAUAGUAGUUCUCACACUGGAACACGGUGGGCUGCGGCAGCUGGCUGGCUUUCUUUUUACUCUUCUCCCUUUUCCAGUUAAGGAGAUGUUUAGUACCUGGUGGUCAUCAGGCUGGUGUCCAGACUAGGCCUGCUGAAAGCCGUUUACUCAAACGUUGAGGCAGAAGUUUGCUUGGCCGUGGUACUCGUGGGGCAAGCAGUAGAGUCCCAGGGACCUGCAGAGUGGCAUCUUGUGACCACCGGCACCCUCGCAGGCAGGAGGAGGAUGGGCCUCCCUGGGCGGCACUGCUCGGGCUGGAUGGGGUCGGUAUCCUGCCAAGGAAGCGCUGCUGACCAGCACACUCUCCCACUCUCACAACACAUUACCUCUGUGGUUUGCCUGAGCUCCGCCGAUCGGGGUGCUGCAGCCUCGGAUCUCCGUGCCCGCCACCAGACCCUUGCGCAGCUCCAGUGUAUCCUUCUCCUUCCAGGCAGAUCCGCAGGUCCCUCCCUGGAAAGGGAGCGUUCAGCUCCGGCCUGACCCUCUCCCUCCGCUGUGGGAGCAGGUCCUUGUUCCCACCUGGCUUGCAAGUGCAUGCUGCUCCCAGAGCAGACGGUCAUGAGCUUUGCGGUUUUCUAUGAAGGGAGGCAGACACUUGUACCGAGACAAAUCCCGAUCCAUUCUCCUUUCCUGAUGUACGCACCCCAAGACAACGUCCUGCUGUAAAGGCCGGGUGUGCUGGGCAUGAGGGGACAUUACCAGUGCUAUGGUGCAUCUCUUCUCUAGUCCGAAUCAUUUCAGAUCCUUUGUAGAAUAGCUAGCAACUUCGAAAAGCUUUAUGGCUUAUGGAAACUUACUGUUUAAUGUUGUUUUUUUCCGGGAAGACUGGCAGGUCAGUUCCUGCUUGCUGCUGAAACUGGGGAAAUGCAAGCAGCUUGUGUUUCUGCGUGACUCCUGCACAAAGGGAAUCAGGACAACUCCUCAGAGCCAUUGAGAGAGAAGAUAAUCUAAGGGCAUUCAUUAACUUUUUUAAACAAAAUUUAAAAAAAAAUGAUAAUGACGUUCAGUAUAUUAAGUAUUUAUCAUGUGUGAGAAGGAAAAUAAAUCUUGAAUUUACAUUUAUAGGCCUUCCCAUGAGCUGGACUUAGUCAUGUAGAUUGUGUAAGUAGGGUUACCUCCGUGCCAGCCACCCAGCCAGCUACAGCUGUAACCAGAAAGGUAUCUGCACUGCUCUGUCCACCUCCGCUUCGCAUUGUCACGUGUUAACUAGUUACUUGUUUCAUGAAAAAUAAACUGUGAAUAUUUUUGGUGCAGGCUUUUUUAAAUCUGUAAAAUGGAGAAGUUCUCAAUGAAUUCUCGUAAGUGCAGGUUUGAAAAAAUCACUUCUAUAAAUCGUGUGCUCACGUAGUAGGGUGAAGUUCACUGCAGCAGCAGCCUUUCAUGCAGCAGGCUCUUACCCAAAAGCUUAUUUUGAACAGUGAACGUGGAUUGAACCGUUGCAUGGCAUUUCAAACCCACAGCCUUAUUCCUUGCAUCUGACCAUACCCCACCUCUCUUCUUGUCUGCCUUCAUGCCUUUUCCAUGAGGAUCCAGGUUUCUGGCUUGCUACCUUCCAGCUACUGUCGGAAAGUUGACUUCAGCGUAGCUGGGAGGCUGCUCAGUAAAACUGACGUUUGGAAACAUCAUUGAAGGAGGAAGCCAACAAGCUGCUCUUCCCUCCUCGCCCUCGUUGGGCCCCUGGGGGAUGCUGUGUCAGAUCAGGAGGGCUUUUCAGACGUAUGCAGGGCUUGCAGAGGGAGUAGUGGUGCUGUUAGGAACGGCUGGCUGUGCUGGGUCACCUCAUCAAGACAGGCAAGGCCAGACCAGGCAUGGAGAUAGGUCCCAGCAGCCCUGCCCUGCCCAGCCUUCAUCGGCAGGGAGCAUGGGCUGAGAAACAGCUCUGGGCAACAAAACCCUCACAAAGGAAAUGUGGGCUUCUUCAGUACUUGAGGUGACUCUUGCUGUUGGUGGCAGCUGGUAGCACUGCCUUUGGAGGAGGAGAGGGAAAUGUCUGUACAGAAGUAGCUGGGUUCAUUUUCUGCAGUUCAUUGCUGCCUUCAGAGUUCAGCCAGUUUGAAUCACUGGGGUUUUUUAAGGUAGAGGAAAGCAGCGGAUAACACAUAUCCCUGGCAGACCGCUCCUGCGGGAGAGAGUCUGCUGCAGCUCUGCUCUAGCCUCCCUGAGCCCUUGCGCUGGGCUUGGCCAGCUUUGCUGCAGCUCUGUGGCCAAGGCCACGGUGCUUUUUUGCUGCAUUGGAGGGAUCCGAUCACUCGGCCGCUGACAGUUUCGGCUCAGCCAUAAUUGCACCCAAGGUGGGUGAGAGGUGACUGUUGCGUUGAUUCACUGUUGUGGAGAGUUGUAGAAGCAGAAUUAAGGGUGUAAUUAUUUCUGCUCAGAGCUGUGUCCAUUUCCCUGCUGUCCUAGGGGGGCUCACAGGAACUUCCCAGGCUCAUGAGCCCAUUCCCACUUGUAGGAAUGGCUCCCCCUUCCCAGUUCUGAAGGGGAUGAAGGAUUUGCUCCCAUGCAAAUGCUUCGCUGGUCAACAUCCUUGCUGUCCAGAUAGCCUGGCUGCCCCUGCUCAGAGCAGUGGGUUGGGGUCACUGGCCGUGGCCUCCGUCCCAUGGCGGGACCCACUUCAGCAGUGGAUUUCCCCAGUGGGCAGGAGAGUCCCAGUUGACCUUUGACGAGGGAGUAGCUCUGGUGAGGGGUAACGGCGUGGUCAGGGGCUCACAUUGGCACAGCCUGCCUGCCUAGGCAGGGGAGGAGGGUUGCAGAGGAGGAGCCACCGCAGGGCCUGUGGGAUGCGUGGGCAGGAGGGGAGCAGGCACAGGCCACCGUUCUGCGUGGCUCAUCCCAUCUGCACCAGCUCGCUGGGCUGGCGCCUGCUGUCAGCCAGGGCUCUGGUGAAUCUAGCAGAAAAGCAACCACUGUAAGGGAUAAUCUCCUACUGCACAUCUUCAGAUGCUAACUAGCUCAUGGUAGCUUGCUUUAUUGCUGUUCUCGAGUUAAAACUUUUCUUAUUUAACAAAAAACCCCACAAGAACCAGGUUCACUUCAAUGCACAAAGUAUCCAGGUGGUGCUGUGGGAGCAUGCGUUAUAAUUCAGGGUUAAACCCCCCCGCAGGCACAGGCUUCGCUUUGAAGGUGUGGCUGUUGUUAAAAUUCAGAUGAGAGAGAUGGUUGAAUCUAAAGGACAGUAAUAUACUAAGGUGAGACAAUGCAGAUUGAGGGUGCUAGAAGAGCUUCAGCUCAGUUUUGCAGAAAAAAAGGAAGAAAAAGAAAAAGCAGCCCUAACCCUGAUGCAUCUCGGCAGUGGUUUAACCUGAGCACGCUGUGGAUGUGCACUGCUCCUACCUGGACGCCGCAGCCAGCGUUGUGACAGGGCAGGGGGAGUUUGAGAAACCUUAGACCUUCAGCACCUUCCGUUUAUUUUUAAUUUCAGCCUUAACUUCUGAUUUUGCUUGAUGUUUGGAAUAACCAUAAUUGUAACCUGCUUGUAAUGUGCUUUGCCCUAAAUUACUCAUGAGGCUUUCAGCCUUUGCCAGCCAGUGAGUGUUAAAGCAAAGUGGCAAACCGUGCAGCUACUCUGAAAGUACGGAGGGGGCCGGCGAGGGCUCACGCUGUGUUUGAUUGCCUGGGCUUUGUCCGUGCUAAUUACUCCCCUGUGAUAGUGAGAACGCCGGUGGCAGCAUUUGCAGCCGAGGCUGUGCCUCUUGCAGCAGCACGGCCGGGCUGAUGGGUGCUCGGGGCUCCCAGGGCCUGGGAGGUGGGAUGCUGGAGCUUGGGGACUGCUCCGCCGCUUGCCUGGCUUCAGCAGGAGUCUCGCCUGCGGGGUGGCAGUGCCCUUGCUCAGCAGGAGGUGGGAAAAGGCAAGAUUUCUUUCUCCGGGUCCUCCAAAAGCGAUCUAAGCAAAGUCCGGUGCAGGGGGACAGCGUGCGUGAGCUUGGGCUGGAGAAGUGGCGGUGAUGGACAGUCCCUACAGCACUGAAUCUACCUCCUAGGGAAAUCUGAGAAAUGGGUGUUGCUAUGUCCUAUUUCAAGGUAAAGUUUUAAUCAGUUUGCCCUCGGCGAAGCACUUGGGCUAUUGUGGUGCUAUUGUAAACCGUUCGGCAGCUUAGCACAGUAGGGCUGAACUCACAGCUCCUGGCCCAUGGGCUGGAGGUUUCUUUGCCGGCUGAAUCCCUUCCCCUGAUAGCUGGGGCUGGGCUUCGGCACAUGUGACGGAAACAGGACGAGGCGUGACUCGGUUCCUUCGAUUUAUGAUGGUUUUGAGACUCAAACCAGUGUGCCAGUGGGCCCCGUGGGCAUAGGGAGUGAGUGGAGCCACAUGAAGCAAGGCAGGCAUCUGCUAACUGCAUGUUCUUUGUGUCCGUUUGGUACUGAGCUGGUUUCAGUUUUUGUUUUUUUCUGAUGUUUCCGAGUUGUUGACUUCAAGGAACUGGGUUUUGUGUAUUUUUUUAGACACUGGGAACUUGUUAAAAGGAAAAGCAGCAGCACCGGGAGGCUCAAGGUGGAGCGUGGCUGGAGCUGAGGGCGGCCUCGGCCGACGUGGGUGGGAGGAGGUCAGAUGUGUCGGCAGCGGCUGGCGCAGGCAGGGAGCAGGCAGGGAGCAGCUCUCCCUGCAACGGGCAGGAGAAGCCUUUCAGCAGCGGCGCUCCUGGCCCUGCUUAACCGCGGUGCUGAGUUCACCGCCCCACCAGCCUGCUCGCCUCCGAGGCACAGAACGUGUCGGAUACCGUGCCUGGCUUUGAAUGUCCCCUGCCGCCCGACGGUGCCAUGUGCUCUCAUGGGGCUGGGGUCCUGGCUGCCGGCUAGGCUGGGGCUCCCAGGUAGGGUGGCCCUGGCUGCCCGCUCCCCCUUCCUCGCUGCCCGGGGACCGGGAGGAGGGACAUGAGGGGCCACCCAUGGCAGUGGCAUAAGUUGUGCUGAAGCCGCGAGUGGGAGGUUUGCUCAGAGGCAGGGGGAAGCCUUGGUGUGAGCAGCCCCACGCUGCAUUACCCCCCCACCGAGGUCUGCUGCCCCCGGGGUGGCAGCGGAGGGGCGUCCCCCACGGGGUCCUGUCCUGCAGGCUUGGCCGGAGGGAAACACGGCGGGAGUCGAGGUGCCCGGCUGAGGCGGGGGCCGGCCGGAGCUGCGGGCGGGCACCGGGGCGGUGGCUGGGGCAAGCACUGCGUGGGGGACACGUGGGUGCUCGGCCCUGGCUGGGACUUGUCUGUUGGUUCUAAGCAGGGAUGCCAGAGCGGGUGAGAGAAACCUACAUAUUUCCAGCAUGUAUAUUAUUUUUAGAAGAGGGAGAGGGGAGAGUCUUGGACCAUUGAUUACUUUCAUUUUGCUCCCCUUAGACUGUUGGCUGUGUAUGUGAAACUUAUAAUGAAAAGAGGGUUGCCCUGCCUAGGUGCUCCCAGAACAUGUACUGUAAUUCUUUGUACAUAGAAGAAAAAUUACUGUAAAGUAAAGUUUAACUUUACUCUCGA
This is a messenger RNA of Gymnogyps californianus (California condor), 15294 nucleotides long. RefSeq names its product nuclear receptor binding SET domain protein 1 (gene NSD1). Gene Ontology annotation, cellular component: nucleus; chromatin. Gene Ontology annotation, molecular function: histone H3K36 methyltransferase activity; protein binding. The record is from RefSeq and is a predicted model, not a curated record. NCBI's taxonomy places the organism in Eukaryota, Metazoa, Chordata, Aves, Accipitriformes, Cathartidae. Gene Ontology annotation, biological process: regulation of DNA-templated transcription.